Molecule: messenger RNA, 1823 nt
Organism: Choloepus didactylus (southern two-toed sloth)
Lineage: Eukaryota; Metazoa; Chordata; Mammalia; Pilosa; Megalonychidae
Gene: SIL1
Product: SIL1 nucleotide exchange factor
Exons: 11
Coding region: 246-1640 (464 amino acids)
Source: RefSeq, a predicted model, not a curated record
GCUCACGGGUCUAGAGGGUCGCCGCUGCGUCUGCGCACAGAGGAGCUGGUUGUUGGUGAGGCCGCUUGGAAUUGUGGGGCUUGUGUCUGUCCCUCGGCUGCCGUGCGGGAAGCCGAAGGCUUUGAGACAGGGGCCCAGUGUGGCUCGCUCCUUCUGUCAGUGUUCCUGGGAAGUCAUCCAGUGGUGAACAGCAGCCCUUCUUGAAGGACAGAGGAGCAACUGAAGUGCUGUGCAGGUCUCCAAUUAUGGCUACCCAGGGCCUGCCCCCAUCAAGGAUGGCUCCUCUGGACAUGCUGCUUAUACUGCUAAUGGCCUCCUGCUUUACCUUCUGUCUCAGCCAUCAGAACCUGGAAUUUGCGCUGACCAACCCAGAGGAGAGCAGCACCAAAGAAACAGAGAGAAAGGAAACCAAAGCAGAGGAGGAGCUGGACACCGAGGUCUUAGAAGUGUUUCACCCAACUCAUGAGUGGCAGGCCCUUCGGCCAGGUCAAGCAGUUCCUGCAGGAUCCCAUGUGCGGCUGCAUCUCCAGACUGGGGCAAGAGAAGUGAAACUUCAAAAUGAGGAUAAAUUCCAAAAUAAUUUGAAAGAGGUGAAAAAAGGCAAAAGGCUGGACAUCAAGAGCAACACUUAUACAUCUCAGGACCUCAAGAGUGCACUGGCAAAAUUCAAGGAGGGAGCAGUGAUGGAGAGUUCAAAGGAAGACAAGGCAAGGCAGGCGGAGGUAAAGCGCCUCUUCCGGCCCAUUGAGGAGCUGAAGAAGGACUUUGAUGAGCUGAAUGUCGUCAUUGAAACUGACAUGCAGAUUAUGGUACGGCUGAUCAACAAGUUCAAUAGUUCCACUUCCAGCCUGGAAGAAAAGAUUGCUGCACUCUUUGAUCUUGAAUAUUAUGUCCAUCAGAUGGAUAAUGCACAGGACCUGCUUUCCUUUGGUGGCCUUCAAGUGGUGAUCAAUGGACUGAACGGCACAGAGCCCCUGGUGAAGGAGUAUGCAGCAUUCGUGCUGGGGGCUGCCUUUUCCAGUAACCCAAAGGUCCAGGUGGAGGCCAUUGAGGGGGGAGCCCUGCAGAAGCUGCUGGUCAUCCUGGCCACAGAGCAGCCUCUCACCGUGAAGAAGAAGGUCCUGUUUGCACUCUGCUCCCUGCUUCGGCACUUCCCCUAUGCCCAGCAGCAGUUCCUGAAGCUGGGGGGGCUGCAGGUCCUGAGGAGCCUGGUGCAGAAGAAGGGCAUGGAGGUGCUGGCUGUGCGUGUGGUCACCCUGCUCUAUGACCUGGUCACUGAGAAGAUGUUUGCUGAGGAAGAGGCUGUGCUGACUCAUGAUACAUCCCCUGAGAAGCUGCAGCAGUAUCGCCAGGUGCACCUCCUGCCAGGUCUACGGGAACAGGGCUGGUGUGAGAUCACAGCCAACCUCCUUGCCCUGCCCGAGCACAAUGCCCGUGAGAAGGUGCUGCAGACGCUGGAUGCCUUCCUGGUCACCUGCAGGGACCACUACCGUCAGAAUUCCCAGCUCGGCAGGACACUGGCCAGCCUGCAGGCUGAGUACCAGGCACUGGCUGCCCUGGAGCUCCAAGAUGGCGAGGACGAGGGCUACUUCCAGGAGCUGCUGGGCUCCAUCAACAGCUUGCUGCAGGAGCUGAGAUGAGGCUGCCCCACUGACACCAGACUGCACUGGGGUGCUGCUAGUGAGGCUGAGGGGCAUCAGCUUGGGUGGGACUCUACAGGGGCCACCAGGCAGGAGAGAAGACUGCCCUCCUAGGGCAUGGGGGUCCUCUGGGAAGAGCUGGCUUGGCCAUUAAAUGGAGACAUAAAGGUCCUUUUCUUUCUG